Messenger RNA from Chlorocebus sabaeus (green monkey), 3753 nucleotides. NCBI's taxonomy places the organism in Eukaryota, Metazoa, Chordata, Mammalia, Primates, Cercopithecidae. The record is from RefSeq and is a predicted model, not a curated record.
CUGGGCUCAACCAACCCUCCCACCUCAGGCUUCUGAGCAGCUGAGACUAUAGGAAUGUGCCGCAGUGCCAGGCUAGUUUCUUAAUUUUCUAUUUUGACAGGUACACAUUUUGUAUUCAAUCCUACCUCAGACACAUCUGUGGUGUGAAAAGGAUGUCAUUUAAUCAAUAUAUAAAUUCUAAGCAAAUAGGUCUGGUCCCCAAAUUAGGUUAGUCGCAGCUGCUGAGUUGUUGACCCAAGAGAAGUUCAUCUAGAUUUUUACAGUAUUUUCAAGUUCCUCUUCUCAGUUCAUCCUUCUUCCAAACCGUGCCCUCCCCUCCCACCCUCUUCCCACAGCCUCCCCUCCCCGCAGCCUCCUCCCACCAUUCCAAAUCUGGGCUGUUCUCUCAAUUUCCUUCUCUCUGGCCUCAAACCUACCCUAGCCCCCAGCCUCAGUUUGGGGUUAAACUUGUCCCCCUCACAUUCUCUCCCACGCGACUUGAUGUCACCUCUGUGUCGUCACCACAGCACUUUCCUCUUCUGGGUUCUCCUUUGCAGAGUGGCGUCAGCUCCCCCAUGAGCCCCAGCACCAAUCACUUCCGGCUGCUUGCAAAUCCCUUUGCUUUCCUCCAUGUUGACACCCGGGGCAGCCCUAUGCUCGCUGCUGCUGAGGCCCCACCUCUGCCCCUGGCCUUUUCCCAACUGACAUCACCCUGUAGCUUCCAUUUUCCUGGAAUUCUCUUUUGAGGCCUCAGUCUUUAGACAAAGCACACAGUGUCCCUCAAAAAUGACAAUAAAAACCCAAACACUGUGACUCUCACGGCAGCUUCCUGGUCCCCAUAUCGAAUCAGCGGGUGGGUUUCUGUAAACACUGGUGAGAGGCCACCUCAGAGGAUCAGGACCCUCAGGUCUGGACUCGUGGUCACCAUGAACAUUCCUCUCUGCUGACGGUAGCUGGUACCUGUCACCUACUCAGAGUGUCACAUGCCGCAAGCCAGAGGGUCUUGGCAGGUCUCAGCACCUUGACAUCACUUCCUUGCUAUCACUCAGAGCAGCAGUGACACAGUUCCCUUAUCUCAGGCGGCCAGAAGACGACUGUCAAAGGUCACAGGGAAAUCAAAGGCGGGGUACAGGGCCAGAGGGAGGAGGGAACUACUUCCCGGUUGCUCUCAGACGCUUCGGAGAUCCUCUGGAGGCCUGGGGGAGCUUUAGAGUUCUUUAUUUCAGUAGGUCCCUGAGCUCUGUGAGUGGCGGGGGUAGAGCCACCAGGGGAAUCCGCAGUGGUUUCUCGUGCCCCUCAGGGUCAGGAGCAGUCUGAUCAAAAGGAGGCCAUCCACUGUCUGGGGCCAUUCCCACAGCUCCCGGAUGCUGGGUCUGGAGGCUUCGCCCUUCCCCGCCAGGAGCUCGGCCCAGUGGGCAGCCUGAAUAUGGCCAAUUACACGCUGGCACCAGAGGAUGAAUAUGAUGUCCUCAUAGAAGGUGAACUGGAGAGCGACGAGGCAGAGCAAUGUGACAAGUAUGAUGCCUGGGCACUCUCAGCCCAGCUGGUGCCGUCGCUCUGCUCUGCUGUGUUCGUGGUCGGUGUCCUGGACAAUCUCCUGGUUGUGCUUAUCCUGGUAAAAUAUAAAGGACUCAAACGCGUGGAAAAUAUCUAUCUUCUAAACUUGGCAGUUUCUAACUUGUGUUUCUUGCUUACCCUGCCCUUCUGGGCUCACGCUGGUGGCGAUCCCAUGUGUAAAAUUCUCAUUGGACUGUACUUUGUGGGCCUGUACAGUGAGACAUUUUUCAAUUGCCUUCUGACCGUGCAAAGGUACCUAGUGUUUUUGCACAAGGGAAACUUUUUCUCAGUCAGGAGGAGGGUGCCCUGUGGCAUCGUCACAAGUGCCGUGGCGUGGGUAACAGCCAUUCUGGCCACUGUGCCCGAAUUUGCCGUUUAUAAACCUCAGAUGGGAGACCCGAAAUACAAGUGUGCAUUUAGCAGAACUCCCUUCCUGCCAGCUGAUGAGACAUUCUGGAAGCAUUUUCUGACUUUAAAAAUGAACGUUUCGGUUCUUGUCUUUCCCCUAUUUAUUUUUACAUUUCUCUAUGUGCAAAUGAGAAAAACACUAAGGUUCGGGGAGCAGAGGUAUAGCCUUUUCAAGCUUGUUUUUGCCAUAAUGGUAGUCUUCCUUCUGAUGUGGGCGCCCUACAAUAUCGCACUUUUCCUGUCCACUUUCAAAGAACAUUUCUCCCUGAGUGACUGCAAGAGCAACUACAACCUCGACAAAAGUGUUCUCAUCACUAAACUCAUCGCCACCACCCACUGCUGCGUCAACCCUCUCCUGUAUGUCUUUCUUGAUGGGACAUUUAGGAAAUACCUCUGCCGUUUUUUCCAUCGGCGUAGUAACACCCUACAUCAACCCAGGCGGCAGUUUGCACAAGGCACAUCGAGGGAAGAACCUGACCGUUCCACCGAAGUGUAAACUAGCAUCCACCAAAGGCAAGACGACUAAACAUGGAUUUUCAUCUUUUUGCAUUAUUUCACUUAAAUUUUUUACACACUUGUAUACAAAAUCGGAUACAGGAAGAAAAGGGAAAGGUGAGCUAACAUUUGCUAAGCAUUGAAUUUGUCUCAGGCACUGUGCAAGGCCCUUUACAAACGCGAGCUCCUUCGCCUCCUGCCACUUGUCUGUAGUGUGGAUGGGACUAGGCUCAUUUCUCUGAGAAGAAAACUGAGGCUCGGAAAUUUGUCUAAGAUCACACAAGUAGGAAGUGGCAGAACUGAUUCUCCAGCCCUGGUAGCGUUUGCUCAGAGCCUACGCUUGGUCCAGAACGUCAAACUCCAAACCCUGGGGACAAACUGCAUGAAAUAAAUGUAUUUUAAAACGUCUAUUUAAUGUAUUUUAAAAUAAUUCAUAAGUUGCUUUUAAAACCAAUUUAACUACAUUCCGAAUUAUAAGCAGCACAUUUAUAUGGGAGUAAUUUUUCAGGUGCAUUUUCUCGCAGUUGAUGAGAAGAACCAGCUAGCUGGAAGCUGUGGAAAAAAAGAGGUAAGGUAACUUGUUCUGAGGAAGUUCUCUAAAUUCUCUUGGUCACUCGCCACACCCCUAGGUCCCCAGCUUCCCCUAACCCAAGGUUUCUGAUAUUUUCUUGUACUUUAUCAAAACUAUGGAAUCUUAGGAGAUUUAACAAAAGCAAAUGAGAAAUUCUGUUUAGAAUGUCUAACAAAAUGAAUGUUUUGUCCUUUUAAGUAUAACACAUACCUCAGGCCUCACCAGCACAUAACUACAAAAUGUUGUCCCACUUCCUUUCUAUGGCUGAGUCAGUAGAACACAGGCUCCCACCGGCCACAUCAGCAGAAGGUCACCUCAACAUGUGAGCUACCUCCCCGGGGACCCCCCAGAUCUGUAAGGAUGAUGCAUCCUUGAUCCUAAAAACAUUUUCCUGUUCCUGGUGUUCAGAACUGGACUCCACACUCACUGGUCUCUUUAUAAUCUUGCUUCUGGUCCUUUGAGGCAUCAAAGCUACCAGCACCUUGCUGCCAGGGGACAAUGAUUGCUCACGGCUGAGUCCUGCAGACACAGGGCCUGGACUGGCUGCCUCCUCCUGCUGGCCCAGCAUCUUGCUUGCACUAAAGAGAACUGGAGGAUUGGCACUGAUACUUGCUGAAAACCUACCCAGGCCACCCACUACUGCUGCACUCCAGGGCAGCAGCCCACACUCCUCCCCUCCUGGCAUCAGGCACAUGUUCACAGCAUUGAAUCUUACAGGAAAGCAGUGGAACCCUGUCUCUCCU